This is a messenger RNA of Chara braunii, 2506 nucleotides long. The record is from the annotation of a GenBank genome assembly. NCBI's taxonomy places the organism in Eukaryota, Viridiplantae, Streptophyta, Charophyceae, Charales, Characeae.
CCGAAAAAUGGUCAAACACACGCUGCCUGGUGGAGGGACUGCCAGAUUGUGAAAGCAUAAAGCUAGUAAUCAGAUCGAGUCCUAUGGGUGCAUGUGUGCGGCCUCUUUCUAUAAUUAUUAUGAGCGAAAUCCGGAGGAGGGUAUGUACUUGGUAUAUGUCUCUGCAGAGGGCGAGCCAGUGAAAAUGCCUCCAGAGAUAGAGGGAGUGGUUGCUAAAUACUCGGAUUUAUUUGAAGAGCUGAAAGGGGUUGUUGAGAGGGAGGUCGUCCAUGCGAUAGAGAUUAUCCCAGGGUCUAGUAUUCCGAGGGUUAGGAUCUAUCGGAUGUCUCCAGUGGAGCUUGAUGAGCUUCGCCGACAACUUAAGGAUCUCCUAGAGAAGGGUUGGAUCCGACCGAGUGUCUCCCCUUAUGGAUCUCCUGUCGUAUUCGUACCGAAGAAGGGGGGAACGUUGAGGAUGUGCAUUGACUAUAGGGGCCUCAAUGUCAUCACUGUGAAGAACGCAGACCCCCUACCUCGCAUCGAUGACUUGUUGGACCGGGUGCAAGGGUGUCGGUACUUCAGUAAGAUAGAUCUGAAGUCCGUGUACCAUCAGAUUGCAAUCCGGCCCGAGGAUCAACACAAAACCGCUUUUCAGACCAGGUACGGUCUGAACGAGUUUGUGGUGAUGCCUUUCGGCCUUUGCAAUGCUACUGACACCUUUCAGCACGCGAUGAACCGGAUUUUUCAUGACUACUUAGAUAAGUUUGUCAUCGUGUACCUUGACGACAUACUUAUCUUUCGUAGGACUGUUGAGAUCAACCGGGAGAAGUGCGAGUUUGGCUACACCCAGAUCUUGUAUCUGGGUCAUGAGAUUUCUGUGGAGGGACUGAAGCCCGAUGACGCAAAAGUGGCCAACAUUCGUGACUGGCUGCGACCUCAGUCUGUGACUGAGGUGAGGUCCUUCUUGGGGAUGACCGGCUACUACCGCAAUUUCGUGAAGAACUAUAGCAUAGUGGCAGCGCCCUUGUCGGAUCUCACACGCCUUGACACCCCUUGGGAGUGGACAGACAGGUGUGAGGCUGCUUUCAAACAUCUGAAACAUUCUCUGACACACCAUAAGGUCUUGAAACUUCCUGAUCUUGACAAACCGUUCGUGGUGACCACAGAUGCCAGCCAAUAUGGCAUUGGCGCCGUGCUUGCGCAGCAGGAGGGGAAAAAGUUGAGGCCGGUAGAGUACAUAUCCAAAAAGAUGCCCUCUCAGAAGUUGGCUAAGUCCACCUACGAGAAGGAACUCUAUGCGAUCUACAAAGCACUGACUCACUGGAGACACUACCUCCUUGGGCGAUUCUUCGACAUCAGGACUGAUCAUCAAACCCUGCGGUGGAUGAGGACUCAACCGGUAUUCUCCGAUGUUUUGAAACGUUGGAUUGAAGUCAUAGAACAAUAUGACUUUGAACCUCUGUAUGUCAAUGGGGAGUACAACAAGGUUGUUGAUGCGUUGUCACGUAGACCAGACUUCCUUGGGGCGCUGAUUACUGAGUUUGGGCUUGCGGACGAUGUUACUCAGUCCUUGGUGGAAGCCUAUCGCGAGGAUCCGUUCAUGGCAGAGAUCAUACGCACACUCGAAGUGAAGGACAAGGUGACUUCUGACGAGUUUGUGUUGGUCGAUGGCCUGUUGUUCCUCGAGAAAGCCGGGAAUAAACGUCGACUGGAUGAGAAGCUUGCUCUCGUCGCCAGCUUGUACAAUAACGCUGUGCACAGUGCUACAGGGGUAAGCCCCAACAGUCUAGUGCUAACUUUCAAGCCUCGACUGCCUCUAGAUUGCUUACUACCUGAGAACCAGUCCACUGCUGCGCCUGGUACUUCGGAAUUUGCUCAUCGCUAUAAGGGUCUCACGCAGCAAGCAGUGGACAACAUGCACAAAGCACAGGCGGUGAUGAUAGAGUCAGAAAACAAACACCGCCGUCCUUCUGCAUUCCAGGUUGGGGAUAGAGUCUGGGUAAAGGCAUCCAAACUCGGGCAAGAGCACAGGAUUUCCCGAAAGCUCAUGCCAAAGUACUUCGGACCAUGGGAGGUUCUAGACAUUGUCGGAGAUAAUCCAGAUGGGACUUCCUACGUGACACAGAUCUCUGGUCACCUUCGCACCUACCCUGUCUUUCAUGCCUCCAAACUUGCACCUUUCAAGGAAACUGACCAAUUUCCCUCUCGACGGUUUAUGCUGCCCCCAACCAUGGAUGGAGAAGUCGACAUCGACACCAUUGUGGAUCACAAGGAGAUGCCGAUGUCGAGACCAACUGGCAGGGGUCGACCUCCGAAGCUGCAGUUGCAGUUCCGUGUACGCUUCAGACAUCACGCUGAUCCGAAGGAGGACAGAUGGUUUAUGAGAGAGAAACUGAUGCAGACCGCCCCACAGAUUGUCGCUCAUUAUGAGAAGUCAUUGCAGAAGGGAAAGCGCAAGAUCGAUUGAACUUCUCAGAGGACUAUCGAAGUAUGGAGGAGGGAAUGCGAAGCCCUAAGCCUCGCCAAG